UUCUCCAGCCCUCGCCAGGCCCAUUCCCUGCCCGCAGCGGCUCCUCGGCUGUGCGGUGGCGGCCCGCUUGCGCUCGGCAUCUGCAAGAGACCCAGAGGCGGCGGCGGCGGCGGCGGCGGCGGAGGCAGUGGCAGCGCCGAGGAUGAAGUGCAAACCGAACCAGACGCGGACCUACGACCCCGAGGGCUUCAAGAAGCGCGCCGCGUGCCUGUGCUUCCGCAGCGAGCGCGAGGACGAGGUGCUGCUGGUGAGCAGCAGCCGCUACCCCGACCGCUGGAUCGUGCCCGGCGGGGGCAUGGAGCCCGAGGAGGAGCCGGACGGCGCGGCGGUGCGCGAGGUGUACGAGGAGGCGGGAGUCAAGGGGAAGUUGGGCCGGCUGCUGGGCGUCUUCGAGCAGAACCAGGACCGCAAGCACCGGACCUACGUGUUCGUGCUCACCGUCACCGAGCUGCUGGAGGAUUGGGAAGACUCGGUCAGCAUCGGCAGGAAGCGAGAGUGGUUCAAGAUCGAAGAUGCCAUCAAGGUCCUCCAAUGCCACAAGCCCGUGCAUGCCGAGUACCUGGAGAAACUGAAGCUGGGUGGCUCCCCCACUAAUGGAAACUCGGCCGCCCCGUCCCUGCCCGAGAGCGAGCCCUAGCUUCACAGUGAAUAUGACUGGAGGGCAUAUUUCUACCAACGUUCUAAAUGUUUCUACACUCUGUAAUAAAUAUACAUGGAUGGCGACACUAAUUGGAGCAUUUUAUUCUAUAGGUUACCUUUCCAAAAUUUGGUACACAUAGAAUUGAAUACCAUUCUAUUGCCUCUCUUGGCUCUCUGUUACAUAAAUCCAUCUAAGAAAAAUAUGUGUAGUAAACAAAAUUGAUACUGUCAAAGAAAUGAGUAUAAACUUGCUUACCAAAAUUAUAGCUUCUAGAAACCAAACAUGUAAUUUAAUAUCCUAGAUAAUGCUGAAUUAUUGAAUAUGGGUUUCACUAAUUACUGAGCAAUCUAAAUCACUUGAAUAGAUAUUCCCAGUAACUUCAGUCUUAAGAGUAUGCACUAAUCCUACAGAAACUGGAUUUUUGUUUUAUUUCUGUAUUGUAUACAUAAAAAUACCUCUCAACUAAAAAUGUCAGGGAUAUGUUGGGGGUUUAACCACAAUGUUAAUAUUCUAGAGGUAAUAGUACACCGUAUUAUAUUUUGAUAUUUGAACUAUUUGACUAAUUUUAGUUGACUGCUGAUUUAAGUAAAUUGCAGUCUUGUUCUGUAAUCAUACUUUGUUGCAUUUAAAUGCAUUUGAAUUGAGCACUACGGUUCGCUGAGUUUUUUGGGGACCCACAGAUAUUGCUUAUGCAAUUUGCAAUCUUGCUGUAUUUCCCAUUUCCAUAUUGCAAGCAAAAACCAGUUCUCACUCUUUAAGUUCAAAACUAUACAGUUAAGUAUCCUUUCCAGGGUUCAUUCUAGAAAAUAAUUAAAUGAAAGCCUCCAAAUAAUCUAACCUUUUAAUAGAAUAAUUCCAGGAAAUUCAGAUGAAACUGCUGACACGGAAAUAAAGCAAAUCCUGUCUAUGUCUUAUAUUCUCAAAAAGUUUUACAUGUUGACUGCAGUGAAGAUGUGCAGCUGAAUGCCAUUUCCCCCACAUCCAGUGUACUGAUGAAAGAUAAUGAAGACUUUUCCACAAGAUAACAGAAAUUUGUUUUCAGCGUGUUGUCUUAAAGGGCUGAUUUUCCCUCCACUGGACAAGUGCCUAUGCUUAUCCUUUAAAAAGCUUGAAGUCAAGCUGAAGUCAAAGUAGUUUUGAUAUGCUUGAUGCAGGCAUAAGAUGUAUUAGAACCCUAUGUUUUGUCGAUCAGAUGGUUUUUGCAAGAAGGGCUGAAACACGACUACAAAUAAUUCUUGGUAUGUUUUCACUGGAAAGGAUUGUUGUAAAGCUUUAUAUAGAAGCUUCAGUAAAAGUGGAAGUGUGUAAGAACAAGAACAGGUAGCUUGUAAAAUAGCAGCGUGGGUAGCAGCACUUCUGGGACACACGGUUUAACAGGUUCUGGACCUGGAGUUGCCUCUUUCCUCACUUCCCUUUACAUGGAGUUCCUUUAUAAGAAAGAACAAUGUCUCCCUCAGUAGUUGUUCACUGGGGAAGGGAGCCGAAAAUGCUUAGAGCACAUACAAUACUAACAGCUAGCCAAUCUUUUUUUCCUCAGAGAUCUUUUUGUGGAAGCACCUAUUGUAGUUAUGUUCUUAACUGUUUUCCUAAUAUGAACCCUUUGAGGACUAGGACCCAACCUGAAUCCUGCAUAAUAACUCCAGGGCCUCAAAACAGAGGCUACAAUUUGUCGUUGACUCACACUAAACGUGUCUACUACCAUCGAAUUCCUGAUUUUCUUUUUUAAGCUUCAUAACAUACCUGGGAGAAUUUACUUCUUUAGGCUCUGACCCGUGCUUACACUGGAACUACACUGGAUAAUUCACUGCAGGCUUUUCCGGUAUAAAGGGUUGAUGAACCAUACUAAAUCCUCAGUAAAUAUUUGUUGUCUAGACUCUACAGGAAUGGACAAACCAGUAAAACCUUAUUAAUCAGAUUAUCUUUUUUUAGGUGAAUGGAAUAAAUGUUGUUCAGAUUUACUUUGAAAGAAUCAAGUAUGUGAACCCAAUGAUGAAUGGAAUUGUGAAGCACAGGUGAGCUCUUUGACAUCCCCAAGGACACAGCUCAUCCUAUGCUUUUGGACGCUUCUUUCCUGUUAUUAACAAUGGCUAUUCUUCAGGUUGUUGCACUACCACUGUAUCUGUACACAAUUCUAUUCGGCACCUGUGGCCUUUGUGUGCUUUUGUCUGUAUUUCCCCAUCAAAUAUGACCUUGAAUGCAAAGAAAUAGCUUUCUUAGUCUUUUUAUAUCUAGCAGACAUUACUUGAUAUAUGGUAGGUGUCACUGAAUAUUUGUUUAAUAUUUUGUAAUGAUAAUGAAUGGUAAAACAUCCCUCUUCUAAUCUCUCUAGCAUAGAUGUAUGUGGCUUUUGUAUAUCAGGUGUCACACAACUAUUUCAAGGCAGCUGUGAGAUAGUAGCAAAAAUUCAUAUGUCUGUGUUAUCCCAGACAUUAUGUACCUCCUACAUUUGCCAAAAUUUUGAACCCAAAUUUAACUGUGCCUCUAGACAUAAUUUUUUCUCUAUAGAAAAUACAGGAGAUAGAGAAACAGUUUACUGUAUAUCAAACAUAUGAGAGUCAUAGAAUCCUGACUUCAAGAAAACACAGAACAGAUGAUCCAGUUUCUUCAGUAUAUAAGUCACGAGGAUGAAAGGAAAGGGUGGAGCUUGAACCUGUGGAUUGAAAAGGCCUUCAGAGAGUGAUCAGUACUUGCAUGGAUCUUGUUUGGAUCCCGAUUUAAUGAAACUAUAAGGUGAAUGAAUUAGACAGCUAGAAUAUUUUGAGCAUUGGCUGGAUAUUUUCACGUUGAUUAUUAUAGUGUUGUUGUUAUAUUGGAAACAAGACUUCUAAUCUGCAUUCAAAUAUUUACAGUUGAAAUGAUAUAAUGUCUGGGAUUUGCUUCAAAAUACGUCUAGCUAUUAAAUACACUGGACAUACUCAAACAAGAUUGGCCUUUAAGAUUGUUGAAGCUGAAUGAUGCUUAAAUGAUGUUCAUAUGUUCAUCUCUGCUUUUGUAUGUUUGACAUUUUCCAUAAUAAAAAAGUUAAUCAUCGGAAA
This is a messenger RNA of Mesocricetus auratus (golden hamster), 3675 nucleotides long. RefSeq names its product diphosphoinositol polyphosphate phosphohydrolase 3-alpha. The transcript is spliced from 2 exons. Gene Ontology annotation, molecular function: bis(5'-adenosyl)-hexaphosphatase activity; endopolyphosphatase activity; diphosphoinositol-polyphosphate diphosphatase activity. The coding region runs from base 143 to 637 and encodes 164 amino acids. Gene Ontology annotation, biological process: diadenosine pentaphosphate catabolic process; diadenosine hexaphosphate catabolic process; diphosphoinositol polyphosphate metabolic process. Gene Ontology annotation, cellular component: nucleus; cytoplasm. Lineage: Eukaryota; Metazoa; Chordata; Mammalia; Rodentia; Cricetidae. The record is from RefSeq and is a predicted model, not a curated record.